Molecule: messenger RNA, 1044 nt
Organism: Botrytis porri
Lineage: Eukaryota; Fungi; Ascomycota; Leotiomycetes; Helotiales; Sclerotiniaceae
Exons: 3
Coding region: 1-1044 (347 amino acids)
Molecular function (GO): O-methyltransferase activity
Source: RefSeq, a predicted model, not a curated record
AUGGGCGUCUCAGAGCUUGUUGAUUCUAUCAAUCUUGCCACUAGUAGAUCUAGUGAGUUGAAUGAUGAAGAUCGAGUAAAGCUUCUUAGCGCGUGUGAAAAACUACAAUCAAGCCUAGAGGGUCCCCGGGACAAGUUGAUGAAGAUGAUAUUCUGUAAGCACUUAGUCUUGCAGUCGACAUGGAGAUUUUCGACAGCAGCAGCCUUGUCUGCGGCUGGAAAAGAAAUUCGAGCAGAAGAUCUUGCUUUGCCAAAAGAUGCCAAUCCGUUGCUUAUUGGUAAGUCCUUGCUUGAAGAUAAUAAGGAUCGUAAGGAAAUGACUAUUCCUUCAGCAAUCAUCAUGAGACUAUUGGUGGGAAUGGGUUACUUCACUGAAAUAGCCAGACAAAUCUACAAACCCACACCACUAGCUAGCGCUCUCGUCACCACGACCCAAAAUGAAGUUGUAGCCGCUCUCCUAACAUACUUUGCUCAAAAAGGCUAUCAGAGCCCUAACGAUGCAUACGAUGGUCCAUUUCAGUUUGCUCGACAAACAGACCUUCGUUGUUUUGACUGGAUGGCUACUCAACCACGUAUUCAACAUGCUUUCAACACCGUGAUGACCAUCCCACGCACAACUGGUCGUGCAGCAUGGUAUGAGUAUUUUCCCGUUGCGGAAAAGCUCAAGGUAGAAACGCCUUCAGAUCGACUUAUAGUUGAUAUUGGAGGAGGUAUUGGGCAUGAUUCAGUUCGUUUCAAAGAAGUACAUCCAAAACUUCAAGGUAAACUUAUUAUAGAAGAUAUCCCGGUAGUGGUUUCUAGUGUCGCACAAGGCUCCCUUCCUGACGGCAUUGAAGCUCAAUCAUAUGACUUCUUCAAACCACAACCUAUCUGCAAUGCAAAAGCUUAUUUUCUGGCUGAUGUCUUGCACGAUUGGCCUGAUACGCAAGCCUCGGUUAUUCUCGAGCAAUUUAAGGAUGCGAUAGGUAAAGAAAGUGUGUUAUUGAUCAAUGAAAAUUUGAUGCAAGAAGAGAAUGCAUCAUUCGAGAGUGCCUAUACAGAUUAG